UCCAGCAGCUGGCUCAGAAGGCAGCUCCUUUUUCCCAGCAUGGCCCCCUCGGCUUGGGCCAUCUGCUGCUGUCUCCUGGGGAGCCUCCUGUCCCAUGGGGGCAGCCCCAGCCCCGGUCCCAGCCCCAGUGUGCCUCGUCUGCGGCUCUCCUACCGAGAUCUCCUGUCUGCCAACCGUUCUGCCCUCUUUCUGGGUCCACGGGGCUCCCUAGACCUUCAAGUCAUGUACCUGGAUGAGUAUCGGGAUCGCCUCUUCCUGGGAGGCCGUGAUGCCCUCUACUCUUUGAGGCUGGAUCAGGCGUGGCCAGACCCCCGGGAGGUCUUGUGGCUGCCACAGCCAGGACAGAGGGCAGAAUGUGUCCAAAAGGGAAGAGAUCCUUUGACAGAGUGUGCCAACUUUGUACGAGUCUUACAACCCCACAACCGGACCCACCUGCUGGCCUGUGGCACUGGAGCCUUCCAGCCCAUCUGUACCCUCAUCACAGUAGGGCAUCGAGGGGAGCAUGUGCUCCACCUGGAGCCCAGCACGGUGGAAAGUGGAAGGGGGCGUUGCCCACAUGAGCCAAGCCGGCCCUUCGCCAGCACCUUUGUAGGUGGGGAGUUGUACACAGGCCUCACUGCUGAUUUCCUGGGACGUGAGGCCAUGAUUUUCCGGAGUGGGGGUCCCAAACCAGCCCUUCGUUCUGACUCUGACCAGAGCCUCCUACAUGACCCCCGGUUUGUGAUGGCUGCUCGGAUCCCAGAUAACUCAGACCGGGAUGACGACAAGGUGUAUUUCUUCUUCUCUGAGACUGUCCCAUCACCAGAUGGUGGCCCAGGUCAUGUCACCAUCAGCCGUGUGGGCCGAGUCUGUGUGAAUGAUGCCGGUGGCCAGCGGGUGCUGGUGAACAAGUGGAGUACCUUCCUCAAGGCCAGGCUGGUAUGCUCUGUGCCUGGCCCUGGUGGGGCUGAGACUCACUUUGACCAGUUGGAGGACGUGUUCCUGCUGUGGCCCAAGGCAGGGAAGAACCUGGAGGUGUAUGCGCUGUUCAGCACUGUCAGUGCCGUGUUCCGGGGCUUCGCCGUCUGUGUGUACCACAUGGCGGACAUCUGGGAGGUCUUCAACGGGCCCUUUGCCCACCGAGAUGGCCCUCAGCAUCAGUGGGGACCUUAUGGGGGCAAGGUGCCCUUCCCCCGCCCCGGUGUGUGCCCUAGCAAGAUGACGGCACAGCCAGGGCGACCCUUUGGCAGCACCAAGGACUACCCGGAUGAGGUGCUGCAGUUUGUCCGAGACCACCCACUCAUGUUCCAGCCUGUGAGGCCUAGGCGUGGACGGCCCGUCCUGGUCAAAACUAACUUAGCUCAGCAGCUGCGCCAGAUUGUGGUGGACCGAGUGGAGGCCGAGGAUGGGACCUAUGAUGUCAUCUUCCUAGGGACUGAUUCAGGGUCUGUGCUCAAAGUCAUUGCCCUCCAUGUUAGCGGCUUGGCUGAGCCUGAAGAGGUAGUUCUGGAGGAGCUCCAGGUGUUUAAGGUGCCGACACCCAUCACCCAGAUGGAGAUCUCUGUCAAAAGGCAAACGCUGUACGUGGGCUCUCCACGGGGCGUGGCCCGGCUGCGGCUGCACCAGUGUGAGACUUAUGGCACUGCCUGUGCUGAGUGCUGCCUGGCCAGGGACCCGUACUGCGCCUGGGAUGGUGCUUCCUGUACCCGAUACCGCCCCAGCUUGGGCAAGCGCCGGUUCCGAAGGCAGGACAUCCGACAUGGCAACCCCGCUCUGCAGUGUCUGGGCCAGGGCCAGAGCCAAGACAAGGAAGCUUCAAGACUGGUGACCAGAGUCUUUGGCACAGAGCACAACAGCACUUUCCUUGAGUGUCUGCCCAAGUCUCCCCAAGCUGCAGUACGCUGGUUUUUACAGAGGCCAGGCGAUGAGGGGACCGACCAGGUGAAGACAGAUGAGCGAGUUCUGCAAACAGAACAGGGGCUGCUGUUCCGGAGGCUCAGCCGCCUUGACGCAGGAAACUAUACCUGUACCACACUGGAGCAUGGCUUCUCCCAGACUGUAGCUCGUUUUACCCUGGAGGUGAUUGCAGCUGUGCAGCUGGACAGCCUGUUCCUUCAGGAGCCACGGCUAGAGGAGCCCUCAGCCUGGAGAGGCCUGGCCGCCGCCUCACCCAAGACUUGGUAUAAGGACAUCCUUCAGCUCGCUGGUUUCGCCAACCUGCCCCGUGUGGAUGAGUACUGUGAGCGUGUAUGGUGUAGGGGUGUUGGGGAGCGCUCAGGCUCCUUCCGGGGCAGGGGAAAGCAGGCUAAGGGGAAGAGCUGGGCAGGGCUGGAGCUGGGCAAGAAGGUGAAGAGCCGGGUGCUGGCUGAGCACAAUCGGACACCUAGGGAGGUAGAAGCCACAUAGAAGAUGGCUGAGGAGGGGGUGGACAGGCUGGGCUGGGAGACUCAACAACAUCUUCCUCCCACCCAGCUAGGGCAGAGGAGGCCAGGGCACCUGCCUACCUCUUAGAGAUGGCAAUCUCUACCACCUGCAGGAAAGACUAGAGGCCGGUGGGAAGGGCUGUGCACCUCAGCCUACCCCUGCCCCUCUCUGUGUUCUCAGUCCCAGGCUGGAGCUGGCACCCCCUGACCACUUGGAGUCCCAAGGGGCCUGCUAUUUGUUCUCAGAGAUGGUGUGGCUUCCGGAGCACAUUUCCGGUUGUGCCCAGAGGCAAAUGGGUUGGGUGGUUCUUUCUCAGCUUGCAGAACAAUGGCCAUUCUGAGUGGGUGUAUGGGUGGCUCUGAGGGGAUAUAUUGGCCGUCCACCAGAGAAGGGGAAAGUAGCUUGGUAAGCUGGCACCUGUGAAGAAGUACUUGCCCCACCAGAGGUGUGAGAGAAGGUGGCAGAGCGAGGAGGUCGGGGAGCUUUGUUCAUCUGCCUCCAUGCUUUGGUAUCUAGAUGUUUCCCUGCCUCAGUCCACCACCAUCUCAGACUUAGGCAGGAAUUGCUAGAACCGGAAAGUGGCCUGGCUCCCUUUGACACCAGGAAGAGUUGUCUCACAGCAUGAUACCUAUUUUCCAGGUCCCAAACUGUUAGGCCAGGUUUGUGGGGUACCUACACCUCACCAUCAGGGUCCCUUCCUGAGGGUCGGGAGGAGGAGGGUCUGAGGGGCAGAGAGAGGAAGAAGGCAGAUCCAGGGUGGGAGCCGGAAGCGUGGGCUACCUUUCUAAGGACGAGGCAGGCACACUCAGGCCUGUGAGGUUACGAGUGUGCUCUCUGAGAACUGCAGCCUGUGGUCAGGAUCAGUAUCCUGGGCUUCGGCUAGGGCUACAAGGAACUAGAGAGGGGUGGGUCCAUGGGUCCAUGACAGGUGUCCUCAAGAAUCAAAGUGACAUCAAUCGGUUCAGGAGUCUCUGGGUAGGCCAGAUAUUUCCAGCCCUGGAGUCUAUAUUUGCUAUACACAGGGUGGUCAUGAUGGUUCAUUUCUAAGACUCCUGUGUUUUUCAUGGUACUUGGGAUUGGACCCAGGGUCUCAUGCAUGUUAGACAAGUGCCCUACCACUGAGUUAUGUCCCAGCUCGCUCGUGUUCUCUCUCUCUCUCUCUCUCUCUCUCUCUCUCUCUCUCUCUCUCUCUCUCUCUCUCUCUCAUGGGAGAAUGUGGCGAAGGAAGCUGGUAGAAUGGUGAUCCUGCUGUUCCAGGGGAGGCUGAGUGUCAAGGGCACAUCUGGCUUGGGCUGUAGAGGAGGAACUUGGCCAUCAGCAGUCUCUCCAGCUGGGGAGCAGAGUGGGGGAGGAGGUCAAUUAAAUGAGAAGUUAUUCCCAGCCUGAGGGUGAAUUAGUUAGUGACGCACAAGAUGGACAAGAGGGCAAGUCUGAGAUCCCUCCUUUGAAAAGAAGGAAAAAGGAAAAAAGGGGGUGGGCAGAAGAUGAAGAAGCAAGAUAGAGGUUCUUGCUCUACUGAAGUUCAGACCUUGGGUUUAUUUCCUCUAACCUGGCACCACCAGGGUGCUGGGAUCUGAAGGCUCACACCCUCUCCGCUUUGCACAGCUGGCAAACAGGAGCCCUGAAAUCCACCUGCCCAAACCCAGGUCCUUCUGCUUGUGGGUGCGGCCCCUUGGGAUAUUGGUGGAUGAAAGAAGAGGAGAGAGGAGUGGGUAGAAGCCAGAGGAAAGAAGGGAAGGGGAGACAGAGGAGAUGGCAGGGGAGAGGAGACCCUGAGAAGACAGAAAGCUGCAGGCAGCCCAGUCCUCAGUGGCCUUUGGCCCGAGUCUACGUUUGGCAAGCUCUGGGUAGGCUCCUCUGGGGAAGUGGCCCUGGAAAACACAGGCAGAAGGAACUCAACAUCCUGAACAAUGUACCCCUAUACUUGGGAAUAGGACAGCUCUUGCCGACAGCCACCUUCCCUGUGGUACUGUGGUACGAGCCCCUGGGAACACCCAGAUGUGUGAACUGUGUUCGUGUUGGUGUUUUGAAAUGAGCCUUUUUGGCUUCUCAGUCCUCCAAGCAUACUUAUUGAAAUUAGUAUUGAUAUUUUUAUUGUCGUGGUUGCCUUUGAGCUCUGAUGAGGAAAGAGCCGGUAAGGAAAGGGAUGAAAAAAUAUUUCUGUCAUCCGAUUACAUCA
Peromyscus californicus insignis is the source of this 4582-nucleotide messenger RNA. RefSeq names its product semaphorin 3G (gene Sema3g). Gene Ontology annotation, biological process: negative chemotaxis; negative regulation of axon extension involved in axon guidance; neural crest cell migration. The record is from RefSeq and is a predicted model, not a curated record. NCBI's taxonomy places the organism in Eukaryota, Metazoa, Chordata, Mammalia, Rodentia, Cricetidae. The transcript is spliced from 16 exons. Bases 40 to 2385 code for a protein of 781 amino acids. Gene Ontology annotation, molecular function: semaphorin receptor binding; chemorepellent activity.